AUGUUGCGCACUGUCGCGCUCGCCAUUCUUUUUGAAACCGCCUUUUCACAACAACUAAACCUUCUAAGGAAAUAUAGUGGAACUACUUUCUUCGAUCAAUGGAACUUCAAGACAGGUAACGAUGCCACCGACUUCUUUGGAGAGCCAGGAAACAACGGCAACGUAAACUGGUUAGACCAAGCCACUGCUGCGUCCCGAAACCUUACUUCAGUCAACGCAGCUGGCAAUGUCAUCAUGAAAGUGGAUGAUUUCACCAGCGCAACUCCGGGUGGAACAUAUGGUAGAGACUCUGUUCAACUGGUUAGCAAGGACCAGAUUACUGCGGGGAGCCUUGUCAUCCUGGAUGCUGUCCACAUGCCCUUUGGAUGUUCCGUGUGGCCUGCCUUCUGGAUGACUGGCGGCGCCAACUGGCCUUCCAGCGGUGAAAUUGAUAUUGUUGAAAAUGUCAAUCUUGCUACCAGGAAUCAAUACUCGCUCCACACCCUUGACGGUUGCGCUCACCCACCCACCAUGUCGUCCUCCGAGACAGGUAACUUGAUCAGCCCCAACUGCUUCGUCAACGCGACUGGCCAGGCAACCAACCAAGGCUGUCUCAUCGCCGACUCUAACCUUUCGUUCGGCUCUGGUUUCGCUAACGCCGGCGGAGGCGUCUUUGCUAUGCUCUGGAACGACGACGGCAUCAAAAUCUGGUUCUUCUCUCGCAGCGGGACCAUUCCUGCAGAUAUCACUACCACCAACCCCAACCCUGCUGGCUGGCCAAACCCUGUUGCGUUCUACCCUAGCUCUACGUGUGACACGUCUAAAUUUUUUGGCCCUCAAUCCAUGAUCCUUGAAACCAAUGUGUGUGGUAAUUUCGCAGUCGAUGUCUUUUCGACCACCUGCCCCGGACGUGGGCAGUGCGUUGAUCUCAUUACUGACCCAUCUAACUAUCACGACGCGUACUGGGAGAUCAAGUCAUUGACUGUCUUCUCCAACACGACCACUAGCACCCCCGGAUCUAGUUCCACUGGGGGAUCUGGGACCACCAAUCCAACGGGGAGCACUGGUGCGGGCACCACAGGUGGUUCAGGUGCAGGCGCACCGCAACCAACUGGUGCUGCUCUUUCACACACACUUGGUCCCAUCGGAGUCGCUGCUAGUGUCUUGGCUCCCCUAUUCGCCUGGAUCCUUCUGUAA
This is a messenger RNA of Psilocybe cubensis, 1176 nucleotides long. RefSeq lists its product as uncharacterized. The transcript has 6 exons. Gene Ontology annotation, molecular function: hydrolase activity, hydrolyzing O-glycosyl compounds. Lineage: Eukaryota; Fungi; Basidiomycota; Agaricomycetes; Agaricales; Agrocybaceae. Gene Ontology annotation, biological process: glucan catabolic process. Bases 1 to 1176 code for a protein of 391 amino acids. The record is from RefSeq and is a predicted model, not a curated record.